Messenger RNA from Caenorhabditis auriculariae, 18665 nucleotides. Lineage: Eukaryota; Metazoa; Nematoda; Chromadorea; Rhabditida; Rhabditidae. The record is from the annotation of a GenBank genome assembly.
AUGAAGGUUUGAUCAUAUCGCUUCUUGAAAAUCCUCCUUAUAUUUCUUGAAAAAAACAAAAAUUUUUUUAGAUUUUUUUAAAGGCGCAUAUGUUCAAAAAUAUUGUAGAAUUUUUUUCAAAAGAAAGGUCAACUUUUUAUAAUUUUUUUUCUGAUUUUUUUCCUUUCUCGUCUCUCCUCACCGGCGAGAGAAAAAGAGAGCGCAGACAGGUCAGACUGUUUCGAAAAUGAAAAAUUGCAUCUUCAUCGAACAUUUUUUUAUGUUUAAUUGAAAUUAAAAUUUAUUUUUUUAUCAUGGAGAUCAUUAUUCAUUUUUUUGAAAUCUCAGAAAAUCUGAUUUUUUUGAGCUUUUUCUUGUAUCAAAAUACGAACAAAAAAAUAUCAGUUUCCCUUUUUUUCUUUUUUUGGCUUAAGUUGGAUUUUAUCUCAAUCCUUGUCAACACCAUCUUCUCAAGAUUGAAGUCAUUUUUAUUUUCGACUUUUUUGAAAUUCGCGUAAGCCAACCCCUUUUUUGGACUGAUUCACUUCUUCGACUUGCCUCUGAAAAAAAAAAAUAAGUACAUUUUUGCAGGAAGAAGGCACCACGCAGCCGUCUUCGCCGUCCUCCUCCUCCAAGUCGAUGCUGUCGGAAUCAACGGCGCGACCACAGGCGACGCCGACCCACCACCUCCACCACCAGAUCUCGCAAUCGCAGCAGCCCCCGCCGCCCAACCUCGACGCCGCCAACGUCCAGAUCCCCGAAGGGCUCCUCCUUUUGGCCCUCCAGGAGCUCCAACGGUCCACCUCGGCUCCUCAGCCGCUCAGACCCCCGCCGCCAGCUCCUCUCCCUAGCACACCUUCUUUACCGAACUUCGGAGGGGCCAACAAUGAUGCGGCGCGGAUCUUCCAGCAGAUGCUCCUCAGCCAGAUGCUCAUAUCGCCUCAGCUCCCGGCGGCCCUCGAUCUGGCGUCGACCCUGACGUCGGUGACGACGCCGCUGUCGACGACGAUCCCGUCGGCCGUGACGGCGCCGCAGAAUGCCCUCUGGCAACACAACAUGUGCGGCUGGCCGGCCUGCGAAUUUCCCUGCGACUCGUUGGCCGCCCUCCUCAGGCAUCUUCAUGAGUAUCAUCCCUUCUCGGAAAGGUGAGGGGUGAUUUUGAGCAGAAAAUGAGCAGCUUAUAGUUAUAUUUUUAUCAAGAAAUAGGUUCGCUAGGUCUUUUUCGAAAUAAUUUAGUUUUUGUCUCUUCGAAAAAAAUCUAUAGAAAUGUAUAUGAAUUUCACGGUUUCCUGUGAAUUUGAGCGGAAAGAAGCACUUUUUUCGUCAAGAAACAGUUUUAAAGCUUAUUUCUGAUUUUAAAAAAAAUAUAGGGACACCUUUAGGGUAUCAUCCUUCUUCGGAGAGGCUUGGGUUGAUUUUUUCAGAAAAUUUUAGAUUCGGCUUGAUUUUGAGCAAAAAUAAGGUUUUUUAUAGAUUGUUAGUCAUAUUUUUGAUGUAAAAUAGCUUUCUAGACCUCGAGAUUUGAGAAAAUUUGAAAGUUUCAGUUCUAUUUUUGCUUAUAAAGGUUAGUUCUGGAUUUUAAAGACAGUUAGGGGCAGCUCUAGGGAAUCGUCCUUUUUUUGGACUGGUUUGGCUUGAUUUUGAGCAAAAAUUUAGCAUCUUUAAACGUUUUUUAGUCUUUCCUUUGUUUGAAAAAAAAAUUUUUCUCCAUUUUUUUUAAGUAAUUCAAGUUCUGACUCGUAAAAAAAAUGUAGAAACACGUCUUUUUUCAGAAAUUCAUUCACUUAGGCCUCAACAAGGUUUUCACUGAAUUUCGAAUUUUUCUCGUUUUCCAGAACUGUAGAAGAGAUGCGGGCGCAGAUCGAGAAAGUCGAGACGCUGGAACAUCGGCUGACCGUGGAGCGCAAUCGGUUACAAGGCAUGAUGCAGCAUCUGAGGAUGAAGCCGUCGCCCGACACGACGACGCCGUCUCUUGGAAAGGUUUGGAAACGCUUCCAAGAAGGAAAAAGCCUUCUUUCCAUGAAGUUGGAGAAAGAAUUCGAAGUCUAAAGAUUUUUGAGGUCGCAUUGGAGGAACAGAAAAAAAAAUCCACAGCGGAAAAUCUUAGAGUUCAUGUCUUAUUGAAGAAGUGGGAGAAACAAUUCAAAUUGUAAAAAAUCUGAGAUUCCAUGUUUCCUUGAAGAAUUUCAAAUGGAAACAUCUAAAUUUUUUUGUUUCACCAAGAAAAAAAGUGGUUAUUAAACUUUGUACUGGAAAAAUCUGAAGAAUUUAUGUUUAAUCCUGAAAAUAGAGGCAAGGAAAAUUAUCCAAAUACUCUUUGAUAUUCCAGAUGAAGAUUCUGAAACCCUUAGCCAACAAAAUUUACUAGUUUUCUGAGAAAUCAGGGCUCAAAUUCGAACAGUUUUGGCUGUGUUGAACAGUUUUCGAUAGUUUUCUCCGACUUUGAGAUUUUCUGGAGAAUAUUUCAUAGUGCAGCUUGAGCCUUUCGGAAUCUAGGGCAUCAAGAAAAAUUUUGACGGAUUUUUAAAGAUUUCCCAACCACAGAGCAAGAAAGCCUUUAUAAUGAGAAAAAUUUUUCUCUUUUUUUUUUUCUCAUUUUUCAUUAUUUUUCGAGCUUCUAGUCCUCAAAAUGCAUUUCAAAAUCAUUCAUGACUAAAACUACGACAUUUUGAAUCUCAGGCCGAGCCUCAAUCGCCAAUUCGAUCGCCAAAACACGAACCCUGCGCCCUCAGUUACCCGGUUAUAUCCCAGCCGACCUCGAACUUCAAUCCGGAAGCUCCAGCGUCGACGUCACCUGCGCAGGUGUGUUUUUUCUACUCAAACUCGUGGAAAUUCGAUAUAUUUAACUGGAGUUUUAUUGAAAAGAUUUUUUUGUCGAGGAGUCCGCGUGAUCAAGAAGCUCAACUGAUUCCGAUAAGACUCCUUAAGUGGCCACUAAGAGUUUAAGAAUGGUAGAUUCCUACAAAAGCUACUUGAAGUCUGAACAAGCCAAAUUAAUCAGAUCAGACCCUUAUAGUGGUCACUAAGACUUCUAGAGAACUAUAGCUUUAGUAAUAUCACUAAAAUGAUCACUUGUAGUUUUACUUCGCUUGUCAGUUUCAUCAUAUCGCUAGGACGCACUAUCAACUCUAGAGAAAGCCCUAAAGUAUCCACUGGGAGUUUAGAAAGUCUAACGGGCUAUUUGAGGACCUAGUAGUGGUUAUGGAUACAUAUAGGCGCUUUGGAAGUUUCAAUGAAGUCCCUAAAGUGAUCACCUAACGUUCAAUGGGGUCUGGAAGGCUCAGACUCCAAAAGUAGCCACUUACUGAUCUUAGAACUCUCAUUAGACUCCCAAAGUGACCACUCGGGCAAACUCUAACUUGCUUCUGUACAAGUACUUUAGAGCUAAGCGGUUGGGAAGUUGCAAUUAGUUUAAUAAAGGGACCAAUUAACUUUUAAUGAGGUCUAGAAGUUUCAGACUACUUGAGUAGCCACUGGCUGAACUAGGAAGUCUCAGAGCUCCUAUUAGACUCCUUAAAUGACCACUCUAGCCGAGCCUAACUUGCUCCUUUCCAAGUACAUUGAAGAAAGGUCGAGACGACCAUCUCCUGUUGCCCUGUCUAUUUGUACUGCUGCUGGUGUUGCUGUUGCUUCUAUGUCUCCCUAUUCCUCUCACUCUCUCGCCGUUGUUUUUGCGGCGGAGCGCGAUUGCGCAACACACAGACACACACGCAAACGGACCCGUGGCUUAUAGUCCAGCCCGACAAUUGUUUACACAUACAAAUCGAUAUCGUCGGCCCCGUAUAAACAACGUGCGUGGCCUGAUGCGAGUUUUGACGGACGGACGCGGGGGAAAAAGUUUUGCUGUGGUCGAAAUUGAUGGAGAUGUUGGGAAAAUUUUAUGAAAUUUUCAUUUUUUGAGCUUUUUCAUAGGGAAAGGGCUGAGAGAACGGUUUUAGUAAGAACAAUGACGUCAAAAUGUUAAUUUGAAAUAAAUUUACUAGAGAUUGAGAUUGAUCUCUCUAGAAAGUGAGAGAGCGCGUAAAAAGGAGGAGAGAAUAGACAGAUUGAUUCUUAGAGAAAAUUUUUGCUGGUCGAAGUACAGGAGAAGUUGGGAAAAGUUUAUGAAAUUUUAUUUUUUUUUUUGAGCUUUUUGAUAGGGAAAGAGCUUGGAAAACGGUUUACUCGAAAAAAUGACGUCAGAAUCAUUUUUGAAAUCAAAUUAAUUCGAUAACUAGAGAUUGACGUUACUUGGAAGUUAGAGAGCGCGUAAAAGGAGGAGAGAACCGACAGAUUGAUUCUUAGGGUAACAGUUUGCUGGUCGAAGUACAGGAGAAGUUGGGAAAAGCUCAUAAAAAUUCCUUUUUUUGAGUUUUUUUUGACAGGGAAAGCGCUUGGAGAACCGUUUUAGUCUAAAAAAUGACAUUAGAAUCAUAUUUUGAAAUCAAAUUACUAGAGACCUCACUUGGAAGCUAGAGAGCGCGUAAAAGGAGGAGAGAACAGACAUAUCGACUAUCUGUUCUCUCUAAAUUUUCUGUAGUCUUUCUGUAUGAACAGGAAUUUUUUUUUGGUCCCAAUCGUAAUUUCGAACCGAUUGACUUCACUCUAAAGUUAGAGAGCGUGAAAAAAGAGGAGAAAACAGACAAAUUGACAGCCUGCUGUCUCCAAGAUUUCCGUCGUCUUGAGAUCACGUUUUUAUGGAGAAAAAUUUUCGAUCUUAAAAGCUGAACAUUUUGGAGUUUGCAAUUGAAAAUAAGUUUUUUACAUAGUUUAAAUUCGAAAUCCUAGGAAAUUUCCACAGACGUUGAAAAUUUUUUUGACAUCUUCUAGACAUUGUGGGAACCUCAAGAGACGCAGAGAAGCCAGAGUAAACUAUGAUUCUUUCCGUCUCUUCGCUUUCUCACGGUCUUCCAACUUUCACCUUUUCAUAACAAUUUUUUUCCUGAGAAAUCACUUUUUUCUAUAAUUAUUGAGUGUAGUUAGGGACCGCAGACGAAUUUUCAAAAAUUUUUUUUCAGCAUCGAGCUUUGUAUGGUUCGAUAGCUGUUUCGAUUCAAAACUCAGAACCGUUUAGUUUUUCAAAAAAGAUUGAGGAUGAAAAAAGUUAUGACGGAAAAUGUGGCGCGCCGCGCACCAUUUUUUUAGUACUGAAAUUUUUGGUAUUAUCCAUUUUUUUGACAUUUUUUUCUCGAUUUUUUUCUUCUAGAACAAGUUUUUGAUACUGGUCUAUUAUGAUGUAACAAAUCAUAAUAGAGUGCUAAAAUGAUGCUAAUCAGCUAGUUUGCCGAAAAAAAGUCGGUAUUUUCCAGAAAAACAAAAAAACUGCCGCUUGCGGGCAUCGAACUCGCGACCUCAAAAUGAAAAAAAUCGCAGCGCACGCGCUGCGCCAAGCUGUUAAGUCUAGCGAUGGGAGCUUCCAUCCGCCAUACCCUUUGAGCCGUUUGAAUAGCACAGAUUGCCUAUUUCAAAAAGAAAAAUCUUAAAGUAAUUAAGAUAUUUUUUUAUCAGAAUAUGUUCGCAAAUCUUUACUCAAACUUUCCGUGAAAAAUUCACUUCGAAAAAAACUGUUUUUUUAGUGCUUUUUGGCCUCGUUUAACGAUCGCUGCCUUAAAAACGGCCCCGUAAAUUUUUUUGGCAAAGACGAAUUUUUUUAUUUUAUUCUUUUAAUUGAAAGAUUUUUUUACUAAUAAAUGUAUAUAAUCGUUUGAAAAACCUGCGUUCGACCGCUUUCUGUGUGAUAAACGCCGCUAAUUUUUUUCUCUAGUUUCAAGAGCAUUUUUGCGUAUUAAACAACUUUUUCAAGCAAAGAUGCUGUAGAGAAAUAUUUAAGUAAGCUCAUGAUCUAAAUUUUGAAAAAACAAAAACUCGAUUAUAUUCGCUUAUUAACGAUAUUUUUGAAUUAUGACUUUCGGCACUCCCUAAAAAUUUUUUUGGCAAAGACGAAUUUUUUUAUUUUAUUGUUUUAAAAUUACCGUUACUUGAAUCAAAAAUCAUUAUUUAAAAAAAGAAAGAGUGCGUUCGACCUAAAAAAACACAUGAAAAAAAGCAAAAAAACGACAAAAAUUUUUUUAGUUCCAUUCACGUUUUUGUACGACAUUCCGCGCGAACGCAUCAAAAAAGCGUGAAAUAUUUUUUAAACGAAAGAGGAAGCUUUUCUGUACAAGUGUGUCAAAUUUUAUUUGCCAGUUCCACAUAUUUUACAACUACAGCAAAAAGAAAGUUGAAAACCAAAAAAAAGCCACUUUUUCUAUCGCGAAAAGGGGCGUGGCUUUGCGGUCCCUAAGUGUAGUAUGUAUUUAUGCUCACAUGGGGAAAAGAACUUUGAUUUUUUUUAGCUUUAUUUUUUUCUUGUUUUGGUGUGAUAAUGAAAGAGCAAGGUUCUCAGGAAAUUGCGUACUUUUUUUGGCGCUACGAGGUUUUUUUCUUUGCUUUUUGCAGUGAAAAGCAUGGAAAAUAGGGGAAAUGAGGGGUUUUUUGAAUUUUUUAAGUUCCUUUUUUUUGAAAAUCUAUAUUAGUUGAGAUCAGCUAGGGAUGACUAUUUAAAUCGAUCUGUAAAUAUAAUUUUUGACUUUAACUCUCUAUAAUCAGGUCCAAUGGAAUUUAAAAAAAAAUCGAAUUUCGAGUUUUAAUCUUGAAAUAGUUCCCCUUCACAUCUUCUCAUCCAUUUACUGUCCGUAAAAGCCCGUAAAUCCCUAUUUUUUAUCGAAAAAUCAAAUUUUCUCAACAAAUACCAUUUUGAUGUGAGAUUUGUAUAGAUGUGUGUCUGUUUGUGUGUGUGUGUGUGGACAAACUAUCAAUAUUUAUCAAUUUUCUUGGAGAUUCCGUCUGUAUUUGUCCGUCGACGUGUGUAUUUGUAUAUUUGGGCGCUUAAAAUGCAAUUGUGCAUUUGUUGGCCAAAUGGCGAAUGUUUGUCAAAACGGCACGUAAAUUGUAUACAAUAUGUGUGGAUUUUCGGGCGCCCCUGGCAUUUCGAGAGAAGGGAUUUUUUGAAGUUUGGAGAGUUUUUUGGAUUUUUGGAGCUUUUUUUUGAAACAUAAUCGGGAAAAUUAUCUAUGGAGCUCAAAAUUUUCAUUAGAAACUUGUCGGAAAGUGUGAAAAAUCGAUGUUUUUUCGGUUUUCUUGAAGAAUCAGUGAGAGAGUGGGCAAAAAUGAGAGAGUUUUACAGAAGCCCUUGAUUUUUAAUCAAAUGAAGGUAUAUUGAAGAUAAAUUGGAGGUAUUUUUUUCAAGUAUAUUCACUCAUUUUCUCCAGUUUUUUUCAAUGAUUCUUGCGGAUUUUCGUAAAUUUUCGCAUUUUUUUCAAAUCGUCGAUUUUUAAUUUUUUUUUUUGAAGGUGUAUUUCGAAAAUUUUAAAAAUGAUAUUUCGCUUAAAAAUGCUCCGAAGCAUGGUUUUUUUGCGCCAACUACUUGAAUAACUCAGCGAUUUCGGUUUUUUUGAGAUCAAAUUUUGAAAAAAAUGGUUCUGAAAAAGUUGAAAAAAAUUUCGAGAAAUCUUCAUUAUUUUCAGGUUUUCAAGCUAAAUUCCUAGUUUUUAUAGCUUUAAAGUGUUCCGAAACACUUGAUUCGUACUUUUUUGGCGCUUUUUUCAUCGGAGGGACUAAAAUAACUCUGAUUUACAGCCAAAAAAUGUGGAAAAAAUGUUCAAUAAAAUGCACGAUUUUUCAUUUUCCAUGCCAAAUUUGUUUCGAAAUAACCAAAUCAUGCUUUUUUGUUCUGACGCCUCUCAAUCUGAUGGCCUAUAAAACUUUGAUUCUCAGCCAAAAAACAAUGAAUGGAGGUCAUUCUGUUGUCAUCCUCCGGCUUGGAUAUUCGGUUCUCAGACGUCAAAAAAUCAAAAAGAAAAAAAAAGUCGCAGCUGACCAACUGCGCGAAAAAGCGAGAGUAUUUGUGUCAUGCGCGCAGUGCUUUCCCGUGCCUCUUGUUUUUGGUUUUCUCCGGGAUCAACAACAAAUUUUUCGGGAUGUUGUGCGGAUUGGGGAGUUGAGAUUCGUCUUCUUUGGAAUUCUUAGGAAAUCCGCGAGUCAAAAAAGCUUAAAAAUGGACAAGAAGGGCUGUGAAAUAGUGCGGGCUAUUUUUUGGAAGCAAAUGCGCUCCAUGGCUAAAUUGUCACUUUUCGCUCUUUUUACAAUUUUUUUCGUGGAUUUUCGUCUUUAAACAAGCGUGAUUUGGAGUUUUAGUAUUUAUUUUUGAGAUAUAAGGAUUUUAUUUAGUAUUUAUUUUUGAGAUAUAAGGAUUUUUUUGAAAACUCAAAUCUGAUUUCAAAUUUAAGUCCGACUUUGAUAUUUUUGAGAUUUUUUUCUUUGAUUUUUUUGGCCGAAUUUUUUUAUUUUCUCUUGAAUUUUUUUCGAAGAAUCAGAAGUUUAAAAAGCUUGAAAAAUAGGAAAAAAAUAUUUUUUUCUGGCUAAUUUUUUUGAAAAAUGCGCUCCGUGGCUAAUUUGUUAUUUCUUGCCCAAUUUUCUAAUUUUUUUAUUUUUUUUCGUGAGCUUUCAGCCUUAAAACUUGUUGAAAGUCAAAUUUUGAAAGAAUUGGAAAAAUUUAUUUUAUGGAAAUCUCGGCUCUUCUUCAUUAUUGGAACUCAAAAAAACCUUUUAAUAUCACGAAAUUCUUCUGCAAAUGAGUAAUUUUUUUUUUCGAAAAAAAUCGUUUUUCGUCUCCUGGAAAAAUAAUUAGGCGGCGGCCGUUUUUGCUGUUUACUCCGUCGAGAGUGUCAUCACGUGGGUAUUGAUCCAAAUAAAAAGUUUUCUCCUUGUUUUCAAACUAAAUUUCCGGUUGGACUAGAAAAAAAUACUGGCCUUUUUUUACUCAUUGUGAGAAGAUAAAAUGAGUAUUUUUUUGUUGAAUUUUUCAAAGUAAUUUUUUUGAAAUUCUUUUUAAAUAAUUUAGUCGAACUAGUCAUUCUAUGUAGAGUUUUUGUAUUAGAUUGUUUUUUGGCGAUAGCAUUUUUUUUCGAGUGGAAAAACAUGGAUAAUUUGCCUGGUUCAUCUUCUUCAAUAAUUUGAUGUCGAGGCGACGUAAAUACGCCACAACACAACUAUUGAGAGUCGGGGUAAACACUUGAAAAAGGAAGAAGAAUGAGGAACUUCUGAACGUCUAAAUGUCCAUAUUUGGAGUGGAAAUGGAUUUUUCCAAGGUGAACUUAGAGAAAGUUCGAUUUUUUGAAAUGUAAAGUCAAGGAUGAAGGGGGGCUUAAAAGCGAGGCUCUGAGUCGAAAAAAUAGAAUUGGACAAAACUCGGAUUUUUGUAAAUCGGAAAAGUCAAUAAUGAAGAUCGAAAUCAGAAAAAUCAGAUUUCAAGUGUGUUUUGAACAAGGAAAAGAGGAUUUGGACGAAAUUUGGACUCCUUUGAAAUUUAAAAAAAUCAAGGAAAAUGAUCAAAAUUAGAAAAAUUAUGAUUUUUUUACCAUUUUCCUAACGAUAAAUUCAAUUUUCCCGACUCCGACUUUUUAUUUUUUUUUUUGAAAUUUUUCUUCCAAAUCCUCUUUUUCUUGUUUGGAUAAUACUUGAAAUCUGAUUUUCAUGGUUCCAAAUUUCCUAACUAGCCAUUUGACUCGAAAGUUUGGAUUUUUUUGAAAAUUGAUUCCAUCAAGGUACUGAAAAUCUCAGACUAUACAUUUUUCCAGUUUCAGGAAAAAUUAGGGCUCAAAAUAUCAGAGAAUCUUCUAUCUUUUUAUGGUAUUUUUUGAAUUCAACCCUUCUUUUUUUUUCAUUUUUUAGUUUUUGGCAAGGAAAUUCAAUAAAUUCUCAAUCGCUCAUUUUUUUGAAAGGUCUGUCUUUGAAAAAAAGAAUAACUGGAUUUUGGAAUCGUUUUGAAACACGGUUUGAAAUAGGUACGAAGAGGAUGGUUCAAAAAUUUUUUUUCCUAAAAAAAUUUUUUUCUCAAAAACCAGUCAAAAAAAUUGAUAAGAAUUUUUUUAGUUUUUUUGGCAAGGAAAUUCAAGAAUUUCUCAAUCGCUCAUUUUCGAAAGGUCUAUUUUAAAAAAAAAAACUGGAUUUUGGAAUCGUUUUGAAACCCGGUUUGAAGAGGAUGGUUCGAAUUUUUCCUCAAAAAACCAUGCAAAAAUUGGUAGGAAUUCCCGAUUUUCCCUAGAAUCUUCAUUAAUUGAACUUUUGUAGUGUAGCUCCAGACCACAGAAUAUGAAUGGCAUGUUUUUUGUUGAUUGGAAAGAGAGAAGGGAAAGUGUUCGGUUUUUUUUUCUCGGGAGCGACGUCUAUCUGUGGGCACGACGCCAACAAACAAACGAGAAGCAAACAUGUAGUCAUAUUACUCUCCCGCCGGACUCCCCACUCUCUCCCUUUGCAGUUUGUUUACAACUUUUACCACUGAAAAGAGAGUUUUUUUCCUCCUUUUUCCCCCACAAACAAGGAUGAUUUUCUUUCGGGGGACCUUUGAAGAUGAGCAUUUCGAUAUCAUUGCAUGAUUAUAGAAAGGUAGAAGUGGGGUCCUUUUAUGCUUUGGGUGAAGCUUAUUGUCUCCUUGAACUGGUAGUGACCGCUUUAGGGGUCUCAAUAAAGCUUCAGGACCAGGAAAAUCAUUAGAGGUCACUCAAGGGUUCUUAGAAGUUUAAAGAACAAGUAUCGGAUGUGCAGUGACCCUUCUUGGAUAAAGCUUAAGGACGUCUUGAACUAGUGGUGACCGCUCUAAGAGUCUCAAUAAGGCUUCAAGAGCUCUUGAUAACUAUUAGUGGUCACUCAAGGGGUCUUAGAAGUUUAGAAGUUUAAAAAUCAAAGGUCUGAAACGUAGUGAUCUUUUUAGGGUCUAGGUGAAGCUCAUACACUUCUUUGACUGUUAGUGACCGCUUUAGGAGUCUCAAGGAGGUUCCCAGACCUCUUUGAAAUCAUUAGUGGUCACUCAAGAGUUCUUAGAAGUUUAAAGAACAAAUAUGGGAUGUGCAGUGAUCCUUCUAGGGUCUGGGUGAAGCUUAUCGUCUCCUUGAACUGGUAGGGACCGCUUUAGGGGUCUCAAGGAGGUUUCAAGACCUCUUUAAAAUUAUUAGUGGUCACUCAAGAAUUCUUAGAAGUUUAACGAUCAAAGAUUUGAAGUUUAGUGAUCCUUCUAGGGUCUAGGGGAAGCUUAAUAACUUCUUGAACUGGUAGUGACCGUUUUAGGGGUCUCAAUGAGGUUUCAAGACCUCUUUAAAAUUAUUAGUGGUCACUCAAGAGGUCUCAAGAGGUAAAUUUUGAAGAAGUUGAGAUAAGUGAUCAUUUAAGGGAAAACGUUAAGCUUAAGGCUUCUUAAACUGGUAGUGACCGCUUUAGGAGAUUAAAAUAAGCUUUUAGACUUCUAGAAUUGUAAGUGGUCACUCCAGGAGAUAAAAUAGCUAAAAAGAAGUGAUCUUUCUAGGUCUAGGUGAAGCUUAGGGCUCCUUGGACUGUUAGUGACUGCUUUAGGUGUUUGAAAGAAGGGUUCGAGCUCCUAGAGUGACAAUUUUAAGAGUGUGUAAGAAUAUUUUAUAUUCAUCUGCAACUGUAGAUAGUCAUAUAAAAGUCAUAUAUCUACACAUUUCGGGCUCUUAUUGGUAACUUAAGGGGUCGAGCUUCACUCAAGGGAUCACUAAUUCGGGAAGGUUUGAGAGAUGACUAAAGAGUUUUUUCUCGAGGUGAAACUCAAGUGGCCAGUUUAGGAGCUGUAGGAGACAUACUGAAGGGAUCUCUUCAAGUUUUUUUCGGCUGAAGAUAAAAUGAGUCAUUCGGAAGCAAGAGAAGAGAAGACUGAUGUCGCUUUUAAGAGGCUACUAAAUUAUUCUUCGAGGAGAAGUGUGGAUGACUCAUUGGCAAGGAAGAUAUCAGAAAGAAGAUGAAAUGCCUCAAGGGAUCACUAAAAGGAUUCUUGAAGACUUAAGUCGUCACUGUAGGGGUCACAAGCUCUGAGUGGUCACUCAAGGGUAUGUCUUCUUCCACGAACGAAGAACAUUCCUUAGUGGCUACUCUAGGGAUCUGAGGGAGCAAAUGAUUCAGUGAUACUUUUUUUUGUACAAAAACCAACUUCGAAAAGUCAAUUUUUGGUGUCUUCUUUCAAAUAUUUGAGCUUACGAUGCUGUCAUUCCGAUUUAUGGUCUUUAUUUGAACUUGUCCAAGUUACAGUAAGAUCAGACAUGUUUCUUUGGGCUAUUUCGGUUGGUUUUGUUUGCACUGGAGUUUUGGAAAUGUAAAAAAUUGCGCAAAAAUUGGAUUGAAAUAAAAAAUUGUAGAUUUCUCUUUAAAUUUUGAAUCUCCGGCAAAAAUUUUUUUCUUAAGGCUUUUUACACAUUUUUCAAUUUUUAAGUUUCGAAAGCUGGGUUUCAAUAAUCAUGACGCAAUACUUUAUUAAAGUUCUUGAGCCCAAAAAGCCGUGUUUCUAUAAUUAUGUCGCAUUAUUUUUCUUCAUUUUUUGAGUCCCAAAUUCUGUGUUUCAAUAAUUAUGACGCAACAUUUUUUUCUUCUAAUUUUUCGAGUCCAAAAUCUGCGUUUCAGUAAUUAUGAAGCAAUAUUUUUCUUCAUUUUUUGAGUCCCUAAAAGCUGUGUUUCAAUAAUUAUGUCGCAAUAUUUUAUUCCAAUUUUUGAGCUCAAAAAGCCGUGUUUCAAUAUUUAUGACGCAAUGUUUUUUUUUUCAAAAUUUUUUGAGCCCUGAAAGUUCGUGUUUCAAUAAUUAUGUCGCAAUAUUUUUGUUCUAACUUUGAGUCCUAAAAGCUGUGUUUCAACAAUUAUGACGCAAUAUUUUUCUUGAUUUUUCGAAUCUCAAAAGCCUUGUUUCAGUAAUUAUGUCGCAAUAUUUUUCUUUAUCCUCGCAACCCCAAAAUCUGUGUUUCAAUAAUCAUCACGCACCAUGUCACUCAGCAAAAAAAAACUGGCUCUUUUGGCUGUUCAUCAUGACGAUUGAAAUGAAAAUUGGCUUGUUGUUUACUUUUUUCCCAAUUUCUGACGUUUUUCCUGUGCUGGCCAGUGUCAGUCACAUGUUCGUUUUGCGUUCCCAACAUGAUGACACGCGAUUAAAUGAUCUAAUCAAAUCAAUUCUCCCGAUUGGUUCUGGUUUCGGCUAGAGAAGGAAGAUUUGUUUUGGGGUGAUUUGGAUAGAGGAAAGUUGAAAUUCAGGUCUGAUUACUGUAGUUUUGUAGAGAGAAAAGUUGGAGGAUUCCACAGAAGUUUGGUAUAUUGGUUCUGUAGUGAUAUGGGUACUAUAGUCGGUAUUUUAUAUGUAUAUAUAUGGGUACUGUAGUCGGUAUUUUUCACCGUAACCUGCAAGAAUUUGUCGUUUUUGAACCAGGCCAUGAUAGAUUUCAGUUUUUUAAGAUUAAAAACAAAAAUUAAGAUUUUUCAGUGUUGUUGAUGGUGAAAAAACCGGUUUUGCUGGUUUUGGUUCGAUUGAAAUGGGUACUGUAGUUAGUUUAAUUGUAGUACAGUAAUCUGCUGAAGUUUUGCUGAAAGUACAAUAACCUGCUGAAGGUUACUGUAUCUAAAACAUGGAAUAAUUGAACUUGGAUUCUUUUUACUGUAUUUUAAGCCUAGAAUGAUUGGAUUUUGGCUCUUUUUUCAAUUUUCAAAGGUUUGAAUUUUUUUUUAAAUGCUUUUAUUAGUUGAAAAGCGAUUUUGAAUCUAGUGAAUUCGAUGAAAAUUACUGUACCUUUGCCUGGGUUACAGUGAACCAACGGCAAGAUUGAGAAUUUUUCAGCACUCUUGUCGUGACUUUUUUCUUUUUCCGAAAAUAAAAUAGGCUAUUUUUUCUCUAGAUCCUAUGAAGCUUAACUUUUCCUUUUUUGGUCAGUAAUAACCUUGGAAAGUUGAUUCUGAAUUCUUCCAUUGAAAAAUCGGGUCAAUCGUCAAGAUUUCCUCAAUAAAGUUCUUCCAGAUGUCGCCGCCGACGUCGAUGGCCGCCGACUCCUCGGUCCAGCAGCCCUCGUCAACGUCAUCGACCUCGUUCCUGACGGUGCCGGCGACGCCGAGCGUCAGCCACUCGGCUUCUGUCACCGUCGCCGCGCCGCUGACCCCACAGCCGCCGAAGCACUCGCUGAACACCAUGCCGCCGUUGAUCACCCACUCCCACUCAGUCGGACCCGUCUGCGGGCUGACCCCGCUGCAGAGAGCCGCCAGCAUCGCCUCGACGGAGACGUCGCCCAACCCCGACCUCAAGCCGUUUGUCCCGCGUCGGAGUCGCAUCUCCGACAAGACCGUUCAGCCGAUCUCGUCGGAUAUCGCCAAGAAUCGGUGAGUUUUUGGGAACCUUUGCUUCGGAAGUUGAGCUUGGACUCCGAAACUCGCAAAUAUUAUUUUUUCGAUAUCGCUGGAAUUCUGUAGGAUUUAGAAGCACAGAAACUAGGAAAGACAAGAAAAAUUCUAUAAACUUGACAUUUGAAGCUUAGAAACAUCGAAUAUAAGGCAAUUUUGAAGGGAAUGCUUCAGCACUUCUUCAUGCAUUAUUUCAAAUUAUCCUUCUCUAAACUCGUAAUUUUCUAGGGAUUUCUACCGAUCAAACGACGUCCGACCUCCCUACACCUAUGCGUCGUUGAUCCGGCAGGCGAUCAUGGAAUCGCCGGAUUGUCAAUUAACACUUAAUGAGAUCUACACCUGGUUCACCGACACCUUUGCCUACUUCCGAAGGAACGCGGCUACUUGGAAGGUUCCUUUUUCUACCUUUUUUAAAGAAAACAGUCUUGAUAAGGCUUGAUAUGAAUUUUCUGAAAAGCUCUUAUUUUUUUAAAAAAAUCUGAAAAAAAUGAUAAUUUGGAGUUUAUGGGUCUCCAAAGUGGUGGUCUGAAAAAAAUGGCUAUUUCUUAAAAAGCUUUUUGCGCUCCAUAGAUAACUUUUUCAAAAAAAUCUGUUUUCAAAAUAAGGAUAAAAAAACGUUUGAAACGAACUUAUACACAGUAGAACUGCUCAGAAAAAAAUAUCAAAGCUUUUUUCUAUGAGUAUGUGCGCUCCACUGACAAAAAUUCAAUUUUUUUGAGUUAAAGCAUUUUUUUUCAAGCUUACGUAUUUUUUGGAUGAACAUAGUGAGUCUCUUGAUUUUAUUGAUUUUCUGAGAAAAAAACCGUGUUACCAGUAAAAUUUCCCACAAUGGCUUUUUCAGUUAGCUUGUGCGCUCCAUUGACAAAAUGUCAAUUUUAGGAAGUUUUUUGCCUUUUUUUGAUCCACAGCUUUUUUACAAUGCAAGGAUGAACAUGUGCCUUUUUUUCAUAUUACUAAUUAAUGGAGUAGUUUUUUUACUCCCCACUGAAGUCAAUCCUAUUUUUGGGACACGCACAAAAAACAAAAAACAAAACACACAAAAACAAGCUGCUGAGGCGAGCCGAGUAAACUUGUUUUUGCUGUCGGAAUACGGCAACACAAGCAAAAAACAACCUAUUUUCUUUUUCUCCCUUGUUGAUUUUGACAAGGAAGAGACGGAAAAUUGAAUGAUGAGUUGAUGAAAAAAGAGGAAAAAUGGAUUUUUUUAAGGAUGGGGCCACUUUAGUGUUCGUUCCAAGCUCUAUAGUGGCCACUUGAAAUUUUUCGACCAUUACAAAUAAAUCAGUAAUUAUUUCAUGAACAAGACUUGUAUGGAAAAAAAAAUUUUUUUCUCAAAAAACUCGUGAAAAUCACGUAUUUGUCCAUGGAGCGUAGAAAACUUAUAAAAAAAUAGCCUCAAACGUUUUUCUCUGAUUAUUCAAACAUAUAUACAAAAUUUAAAUUAAAAAAACCCGUAAAUUUCACUAUUUGUCAAUGGAGCACAAGAAACAAAUUAGAAAUGGCCUGGGAUUUUUUUUUGAAUUUUUUUUUCAAACGCAUUAUAACCUUGUCGAAAAUCUAAAGGAUUGGUCGAUUUUUCAAGAAACGGCUCCUGGAACGAAAAAAUAAGCUUAUAGUGAGUUCGAAAAGAAGCUUUUACAGUAUUACCCAAAAAAUUCGUGAAUUUCCCUAUAUGUCCAUGGAGCAUAAUAAACACAUCAGAAAUAGCCGAAAGUUUUUUUUUUCAUUUUUUUUCGAACGUAUCGUAUUCUUAUCGAAAAUUUGAAGCAUUGGUUGAUUAUUAAAGGAACCAGUCGUGGAACAAAAAAGAGGGAAUAGUGGUUUCGAAAAGGUUUUUACAGUAGUCUACGGAUUUUUUUGAAAAUUUUGUAAACCUCCAGUUUUUCUGAGCCGACUUUCAUCACUCUCUCCCAAAAAAAACCUGUUUUUUUCGAAUAAUAAUUUUUUUCUUCCAAUUUUUCGUUUCCAAUUCUUCAAACUGAGCCAAACGCAACUGUCAACAACACACGCGAUGUCGCGGCCAAUAUAUUUUCUUUUUCUAUUUUCUCGCUAUCUCUCUCUCCAUCGCUUAUUUUUCGUUCGUCGCCCCAAACUCGUGAGAAAGCAGUCGUCAACAAAAACAUACACACAAAGUGGCGUACACAAAACAAAUCGAAUUUUUGAUCCGAGGGGUCCUUUUAAUGAAAUUUUUGAAGUUUUUGGCCGUGGAGCGCACUUGGGUGUUCAUAAAAAGCCGGUACAUAAAUAUUUGGGCUGAGAAGUCCUUUUGGGGAAUUUUUCGAAGUUUUCGGCCGUGGAGCGCACUUGGGUGUUUAUAAAAAGCCGGUAUAUAACUAUUCGGUCUGAGGGGUCUUUUCAGGGAAAUUUUUGAAGGUUUUAUCCGUCGAGCGCAACCAGGUGUUCUUAAAAAGCCUGUACAUAAAUAUUCGGUCUGAGGGGUCAUUUUAGUGAAAUUUUAGAAAUUUUUUGCAGUAGAGCGCUUUUGCGUGCUCGUAAAAAGCCGGUAUAAGAACAUUUGGUCUGAGAGGUUUAUUAAGUAAAAAUUUUGAAUAGUUUGGCCUUGGAGCGCACUUAGAUUUUCGUAAAAGGCCGGUAUUUAAAUAUUCGGUCUGAGGGGUUUUUUAAGUGAUUUUUUCUGAAGUUUUUGCCGUAGAGCAAACUUGUGUGGGCUUAAAAGCCGAUGCAUCGUUGAAGCAAGGACUUGUACUCGAAAAAGUUCCAAUCUUCUGAUCUGAGGGAUCCUUAAAGUUAAUUUUUGAAAAUUAGACAUCAAGAAGUUGAAUUUUCUCAUUUUUCGUGGUUUCAGAACGCGGUGCGGCACAACCUGUCGCUGCACAAAUGUUUCCAAAGAGUUGAGCAAAACGUGAAGGGCGCCGUUUGGACCGUCGACGACUCGGAAUUCUACCGGCGGCGGCCCCAAAGAGCCAACGCCACCAGAAGUCAGCCCCAAACUCCGUUGCCUGAAGAGGUAGGGAAAGUUUAUUCAUUAAAAUUUAUAAGACUCUGGUCGCAUGUGGAAUGGCUCAAUGCGUCGCGGUUGUCUUUCAUAUUCAAAAUAUUCUGACAGAAGCGCGCAACUCGGUUCAAAGUCGGAUGCAUCUUCAUACUACCCGUUUAACGCUGAGCCAUUCCCCGUGCGGCCAAAAUUUUCCAAACCUGUUGGCAUGAAUUGUCUUGUUUCACAGCUGCGAACCUUGAAUUCGUGAAAACCCAUCGAUCUCUAAAAAAUUUCGAAGUUUCACGGAAGAAAAAGAAGAAUUUAAGGUUGCGCAGCGGUUUAUGGACCAUGGUCUUGGCUCAAUUUUUGACGUCCAGAGCUACGAUCCCUCGUCGUCGUCGGCUGAAGGGUUCGGCAUCAAUGGCGGCCUCGACAGCGUCCUCUCCUUCCUGGGUGAGGAUUUUUCUAGAUUUUUGUAAAAAAAAAAUGUUCAAAUGGUCGAAAACGACAGGAAAUACGGCUUUGAUUUUGAAUCGAAAAUGCAGGAUUUGGCUGAUUUCAAAUAGUCUUUGAAAGUCAUCGAGAAAACUUUGCAAACCCGCUUUUUUUAAUCUCAAACUUAUAUUCUUACUGUCUUAAAGCUUCAAGUAUGCUCGUCUGAAAAUAUGCCUUUUCAGCAACCCAAGCCGACGUCCACAAUCCGUUGUCGCUGCUGUCGGCGGCGGCGGCGGCGUCGGAGCACGGCUCUGGCGUGACCACACCCCGACCCACUAUUUCCAUCAAAGACGAGUCCAGCGACCAGGAGCAGCAGUCCAUCAGCAGCAUUGUCUGCAACGGCGCCAGAUGUUUGUUUCUUUUUUUUCUGGGAUAUCGCUGGCGGUCCAUCGGCGACAUCGCGAAAGGGCUGCUUUGUGGCCACACCGGACUUGUAUUUUUCUUGACGCGAUAUCGCACUUUGAAAACGCGAUGGCGCACUUUGAAACUUUUCUUAGACGCAAGAGAAAUGCGAUGUCGCGUCUAAAAAAAAAUAUCUGGCAAAGCGGUCUAUUAGCGAUGUUUUAAACAUUACGCGAUAUCGCUCUUCUCUCGCGCUUCAAAAAAACGAGAUAUAGUCGAGACUUGAAACUUUUCUCUGCCUCUCUUUGUCCCCUCACAGGCGGGGUCAGAUAAACUUGAAAAUAGCACGUCAAAAUGAGAGAGUUCCUGAGAGACGAGGAGGGCGCAGAGAAGUCGCAUUUCUUUCCAAGUAGUGAAGAACUAUAUGCGUAAAACUACUUUCUGAGAGAAAAUAUCUGAAAAUAAGAAGCGAGAAAGAAGCGAAUAAAUGAAGGGACGCCAGAGAAAGAGAGAAAAUCCACCUCUCUCGCGUCUCUUACAGCUGUUUAUCUCUCGCUUUUGUCAAUUUUUGGCGUUUUUACUGUAUCUAAGUCAUCCAGGGAGAGUAUCAUAAUUUAUCCUGAGGAGUUCUGAAUAAAUUUUUCGAAACAUUUCAGCCUUAACCGUCGAAAAUCCGACCCCAGCCAAGCGGCCGGCCUCCGCAAAUCCAGUCAUCAACGCCGUUACGUCCUGUUAA